AUGGGGAGGUACGUCUGGUGGUUCUGUUUAAGAAUGUUGGUUCUCAACCUGAGUCCACGCUGCUCCGCCGUCAUCCUGGAGUCCAUCUACUGGAAUUCUUCAAACACUAAGUACAGUACAGUCAAUUCUUCUGUAUGAAACCGCUCAAUGUUGUUGUGGAAAUAUACUGGAACUAAAUACAUCUGUUAUAUCGUCAACGUGUUGGAUUUUCAUUUACAUUAGCGACAUAGAUUGUCUAAAUACAUAUGGUGAAAGGAUUGCAGAACUGUUGUCCAGAUGUAUCAAUGUCCUGCUGUCAAAUGGAAAUCCAUAUUUUUUAUAAUAAAUAAUAAUAAUAAUAAUAAUAAUAAUAAUAAUAAUACCCAUAUUUUUCUUGCAUAGUGUUUCUGUGGUCUCAGAUUUUUAAUAGUAAAUUAAUUGGCGUGUUUAUUUAUGAUGAUUACUAAUUAGCAAAUAAUAUGAACGUCAUGGACAUUAGGCUAAUAUGCAAUAACAAAGAAAUUACUAGUGUUACCAUGACGCAAUAAAGAAAACAUACCAGUCAUUCUGGUUGUAAAACUCUCAUCUCUCUCCCUCUCUCUCUCUCCUCCGAUUCCACAGGUUCUCUCCAGGACAGGGGCUGGUGCUGUUCCCUCAGAUAGGGGAUAAAAUGGACAUCGUGUGUCCCCGGGCGAGGCCAGGGGCGGCGUGGACGGAACCGGAGUACUACCGCGUGUACCUCGUGACCAGGGACCAGCUCCACAGCUGCAGCAUCAGCCAAUCGGACACCCCGUUGCUCAACUGUGACAAGCCGGACAGAGACGUGAAGUUCACCUUCAAGUUCCAGGAGUUCAGCCCUAAUCUCUGGGGCCUGGAGUUCCUCAAGGGAAGGGACUACUAUAUCACCUGUGAGUGGAAUUAGUGGGCUGACCACGUUCUACGCUGCAGACCCAUAGGGCAGGGUUCGGAGGGCCGAAACACUUCUGUUUUUUUUUAUUUCUACCUGGUAGUUAAUUGCACUCACCUGGUGUCCCAGGUCUGAAUUAGCCCCUGAUUUAGAAGGAGAGGAUGAAAAACAGAGGUGUUUCGGCCCCCUCCAGGACCGGAAUUGAAGAACCCUGCCCCUAGGGUUUACACAACACAUAGUUGAAGUCGGAAGUUCACAUACACCUUUAGCCAAAUACAUUUAAACUCAGCUUUAACUCCCUGACUGAUGUCUUGAGAUUACACCACAUAGCUCUGCAAAGGUAGAAUUUCCGUCAACUCAAGGCACUCUUUGAAAUCAAUGCCCAUUGAAUUAAUUCAAACAAGGCAACGGUAAACAUGUCUUACCCACGAAUUACGCAGCGCCCCCCCUCCUUGGGCCAAUCGGUGGAAUUUUGUAAAUGCCGGAUCUCAACGGCGAGAUGCGUCAAUCACCCAAGUUUCAUCAAAAUCGGGCCUGUGGUGUCUGAAAUAUCGUGUGGGUUAGCGAGACUCAUAUCCCUGAGCACGUGUGCCAAAUUUCAGUCCAACAGAUCAAGAGAUAUAAACGUGUGGCCUUUAUAGCGCCACCGUGAGGUUGUAUUGAAGGUUCUUACAUACGAGUCUUGACAGUGUUUGCAACAUGUGUACCAUGGAUUAAUGUGUACCAUGGAUUAAUGUGUACCAUGGAUUAAUGUGUACCAUGGAUUAAUGUCCCAACUAACAGCCCCACCUAGGAUUAAUACCUAAAUUAUUGUUUUGUUUUUGUAUACAUUUGCAAAAAUGUCAAAAAAACCUGUUUUCACUUUAUCAUUAUGGGGUAUUGUGUGUAGAUUGAUGAGGAAAAACAAAUAAUUGAAGCCAUUUUAGAAUAAGGCUGUAACGUAACAGAAUGUGGAAAAAGUAAAGGGGUCUGAAUACUUUCCGAAGGCACAAGUAUCCAAUCUGUCUGGAGGGCUUUAAUAACACGGGUAGGGUACUGUAUAGACUAAAGACUAAACUAA
Coregonus sp. 'balchen' is the source of this 1946-nucleotide messenger RNA. NCBI's taxonomy places the organism in Eukaryota, Metazoa, Chordata, Actinopteri, Salmoniformes, Salmonidae. The record is from the annotation of a GenBank genome assembly.